This is a messenger RNA of Aedes albopictus (Asian tiger mosquito), 7239 nucleotides long. Its product is annotated as serine-rich adhesin for platelets. Gene Ontology annotation, biological process: negative regulation of DNA-templated transcription; regulation of transcription by RNA polymerase II. Gene Ontology annotation, cellular component: histone deacetylase complex; transcription regulator complex. NCBI's taxonomy places the organism in Eukaryota, Metazoa, Arthropoda, Insecta, Diptera, Culicidae. Gene Ontology annotation, molecular function: transcription corepressor activity. The transcript has 9 exons. The coding region runs from base 1 to 4980 and encodes 1659 amino acids. The record is from RefSeq and is a predicted model, not a curated record.
AUGUAUUCCGAAGAAAAUAAUCGUCCCGGCUCGUCAAAACAACCACUCGGACAUGUCCCUAGCAACAGCAACAACACUAGUCGGUCAGUCAACAGCGAAUUAGCCGGUCUGGAUGUGUCCAAAUCAGACAAACUGAACGGUUGCAUCCCGACGUCGUCGCUAGUGACGGGCUCCACCUCUCCGAGCAGUAGUAACGGCAGCUGCAGUAGCAGCAAUAGUAGUAGUAGCAGCUCCGGCUCCAGCCCCUGCAGCAGUAAUAGUAAUUCCCCAAAAUCCACCUCGACGACCAUUGCAGCAGUCAGUGCUAACACCAGCAACAGUACAAUUAACGCCGGUGGUAUUGGGAGCGGUGGAGGCCCCGUGGGCCAUAGUACCCGAAGUGAUAGCACCAGCAGUUGCAGCAGCACUAGCAGUAGUGGAAGCAGCGGCAGCGGGUCUUCCUCGACGGCGGCCAUCACCAUCAACGGUCUGCCGACGACGGGGGCGGCGGCGGUGGUGAAAAAGCCACGGCCCAAAACCGCGUCACCGACGCGACAUGGGCCGCAGCAGUGUCAGGUUUGCAGCAAAGUGUUCGGAAAUGCCUCGGCCCUGGCCAAGCACAAGCUGACGCACAGCGACGAACGGAAGUAUGUCUGCGGAAUGUGCUCGAAGGCGUUCAAACGGCAGGACCAUCUAAACGGCCACAUGCUGACGCAUCGGAACAAAAAGCCGUACGAGUGCAAAGCGGAAGGCUGCGGAAAGUCCUACUGCGAUGCCCGGUCACUGCGGAGACACACCGAGAACCAUCAUACCGUUGGCGGUGGCUGUGGCAGUGGAAUGGGACUGUCCGGUUCGACGACGCCGACGCCCAGCCCGGGACCGGUGCUGACCGUGACUACGACGGCGGCAUCCCCGACGCCAUCGUCUUCCGGGGCGCUGACGGCCAUUUCCAGCUGUAGUGCCAGCACUACCGGGCCGCUCAGUGGGCUCAGCCUGUCGCCGGCGACCGCAAGUGGUGACGCCAGUUCCCCACACGGAGCCACCUGCAGCAUACAGUUCAGCUCGUCCGGCACCAGCAGCUUGACCACCACCUCCAGCAGCAGCUACAACGCCACCCAUCAAACCAGCGGCAGCGGCAGCUGCAACAGUACAACAAGCUCAAGCAAUUCCACGGUAGGAAGCAUCUCCGUCACCUUCAAUGGGCUGGGCGGAGGAAACCACAACAACAACAACAACAGCGGUAGCGGCAGCGAAUCUUUGUCCUCCGGCGGCAGCUGUUCCAAGUCACCGUCGCCAAGUUCUCCGGCCGGAAACGGAAACGAAGGCCUAACGCGGCAACAGCUGGAUCUGAUCACGCAAAUCAUGCAGCAAACCAAGCAGGCCAAUGCAGCGGCGGCGGCAGCGGCCGCAGCCGGACAGAAGGUUCCUCCGCGGCCCCGGACUUGGAACAUGCAGCUCCAACUGAGUCAGACGAAGGUUACGAACUCUGUCGUAACCGGAUCAGCAUCCCCUUCCAAUAGUGGUAGCAGUAGUUCAUCGAACAGUACAGCCGCCGUAACGCAGCCAACGGAAGGAAGUGGCAGUGCUGCCAGUUCGGCAGCUCAGUCACCCAACAGCUCCGCUCAAGCCCUGGCCAAGGUAGACCAGAAGCCAGUUGAGUGCAACCUGUGCCAUCGCAAGUUCAAAAACAUCCCGGCCCUCAAUGGGCAUAUGCGUCUUCACGGGGGAUACUUCAAGAAGGACUCCGAAACGAAGAAAUGUGAUAAGAAAGAACACACUGGGCCGCCACUACAGACGGCCAGUGUUGGCGUGCGGGCACUGAUCGAGGAGAAGAUCAUCAACAAGCGCAGCAAGGAUUUGAAGAAUCUGUUGUUGAAGGGUUCUUUCGUGGUGCCGGCACCUCCUUUAACCGCUCGACGACUACUGGAAGCGAGCGAAGCUCUUCUCUCCCCAAAACCCGGCACGGUUGCCAUCGUUUCCACGCAGAAUGGGACAACGCAGAUCAUCAAUCCGAAGGCGACCAUCAUGGCGACUGGCGGUUCAACUGCCCUCAACUGUACUACCACCGAAGUCAAGGAUGCCACGUUGAUCGAACUGCUCAAACGUGGCACCAAGGUGGCUGUGAAACGUACCUGUUCCGAAUCUGGUCAAUUAGCUAUUACAACGCAGACAUCGCCGUCGCAACAACAGCUAACGACGGCAACUCGGACCGUAGUUCUACCGGCAACCCUGAACAGCGCACCGUCCACGACCGGCGUUACGCCGUCCCUAGCGCUGUCCAUUGCUGGUUCAACGACAGCCGAGCAAUCACCAAUGGUCGGAACAGCCUCCGGAGCUGGCUCCGACUCUUCCCCUCUCUCACUCACAAUAUCACAAGCGCCUUCCGGCAGUGCAGACGUGUUCACUCUAGCCUACUCUACCGAUGCCACCGGCGCCGCUGCCUUCUUUAGUGAUAACGACGUGUAUAGUGUUAGCGAUACGACCAUGCUAUUGCAGGCCGUCGACUCCAUUCAACUGCUUCAGGAUUCCUCGUCAACCGAGCAGCUGGACGAAAUAGCUUCCCUCUCCGACUACACCACCAUCAACGAACAGAGCUUCACUCCUUCGAGGCAACUCCAAGCCGUACUGGACUCACCCCUACCUGAAAGUCUAGCCGAGUUCAGCGCUCUCCAUUCCAAGGACUUUGUUCUCUACGGUGGAAACAACUCUACCGCAGCCAUUAUCAACUGCGACCAACCCAACAGUCAGGCUUCCAACUCACCUCUUCCGUCUCCACUGGCUUAUCCAACGCCUCCCGCUUCGCAUGAACCUGUUGCCCAGGCAUCUCCCUUUCUUGAUGACUCCCGUCACUUCUCCGAUGCUAGCUCCUUCUUCGACGACAAACGAACCUCCUCCGCAACGAACUUCCUCGACGAUGGCUUCUUCAAGUCGGACGCCAAAGAUGUCAAACUGAGCGACGAAAAGAUCCUCGCCCUCAAAAACGAACUCCUGGAUGAAAACCACGAUCUCUUCCGCAGCAACAAAAACAUUCUGGACGAUCACUGUCACGAUCUGUUCAAAAGCGAAGACAGCUUCUUUGUUGAAGAAUCUACCACCGCUGUCAAGCAGUCCGACUCCUCUUCACCAUCGGCAGCCACCGUCGAAGAUGCUGACGCCGCUUCCAAGAUAAACCUGGACUUCCUGGAUGAAGCGCAGGCCUUUAUCAACGAAAGUAGAAACGCUUCCUCUCCCUUGUCGAAUGCUUUCUUCUCCGGUACGAUGUCCAGUGCCGAGGAGGUUAAGGAAGCUCUGGAAGAAGUGCUGCCAACCGACGAGGAUGUGGUCAUCGCCGAGGCCGACAUAGAUCUCUACUACCUUAACGGGCUGUCGUCACUCCAGUCUCAAAUGAUGCCCAACUCUGACGAUCCACUGCUGUCCUCCUCUCCAAAGGAUUUCGCCCAUCGUCAACAUCAGAAGUUCCUUUUCGAGCAACAGCAGCUGAACCAGUCAACGCAACAACAACAACAACAGCAUUCAUCAAACAGCACGUUCUCACCACCGAGUGCCAAAAAGCUGAAAACAGAAGCGGACGCUACCCAGUCAGCUCCGUCCGCCAGUGAUACAAACAAAAUUCCACUAACCGUACAAACCGAGCAGAUUCCAAAAGACAGCCACCAGCCCGGUGAUUCCGUAUUUCUCAGCCCUAGCAGCAUCUCAUCCACCAGCAGUACUGGUAGCACCAGUAGUUCACCGAAGCUCCAACAUGCUCUUCUCCGUAAACGAUCUUCCUCUAUACUACCGACCGUUUCCAUACGAAAAGCGCCCGUCUAUCACUCCAAGCUCCGAAAGUCAACGACCUCUGCAUUUCCCGUUACACACUACACUCCGCAGCCGAUGCUGAACCCUGUACGCACGGCUUCAGGUCUAUACUCCACCAUCGCAUCAACCCUGGCCAACCAAUCGGGCUCCUCUUCGGACUCCACCGUCGAUGACACCUCAGAUAUCUUCAGCGAACCGCCUCUUCCGAUCCGACCACGCAUCAACCUCGGCAACGACUACCAAGCGACCAUUCCGGAGUGCUCUCGUCCCAGCUACCACCACCUCAACCAACAUCCGGACAUCCAGUACUGGGACCCACUGGUCUGCCAAAACGAUCAGCAGAUCGCCCGGUUUGUCGAACUGGCACGGUCUUCCGCGGUUCCCCUCGGAUGCCACUCGGAAGAGGACGCCCUUAAAUCGCUGCUGGAAGCCCAAGGCGAAGUCCACAUCGCCGUUCUGAACCUCCUGCAGACUCCAGCCAACGGAAUCCAUCGACGGUGGGCACCCGGCGAGAUGGAGCAGUUCAUCCGAGGACUCGAGCUCUACGGGAAGGACUUCUUCCGGAUAGCCGGCGAGUUGCUGCCUGGUAAGGCAACUGCCGAUUGCGUCCAGCUGUACUAUUUCUGGAAGAAGCUCUGCGCCGACUACAAAACUACCCACCUACUGCAGCACGGUGAUAACUCGAUGAAGUUCAUCAACGUGAACGCCUACCCGGCGGACGACCUUCUGCUGGACCACAUCGGCUACACGAGCAACUCGAUAAAACCAAGCCACGGUCAACAGUCUUCGAACGGGUCGACAUCGUCGACCGGUAGCGACGUGCGGCCGCACGUCUGCGAAGUUCCCGACUGUUCAGCGAGCUUUACCUCGAAGGCCGCCCUGCACGGUCACAUCCGAAUCCACUGUAUCGGGCGAUCGGCGACGCACCUGAACGGUGCCUUGCAAAAUGGUAAUUUCUUGAGUACUACUGCCGCCGGUAACCCUAUUAACCCUAACCACAUACCGACAAAGGAUGAUUAUCCCUGCAAGGUGUGCGGCAAGGUAUUUAAUAAGGUAAAAAGCCGCAGUGCCCACAUGAAGUCGCAUAGACCCCAAGACGCAAGUGACCAGUUGCAACACCAACUGCAACUCCACCAACAACAGUUGCAACAACAACAACAGCAACAGCAGCAGCAACAGCAACAACAAACGUGCUCAACGUAAACAAAAGCCAAGUUGACAGUUGCCAUUGUCGCUGCCUGACGGCAGCCAUGGCACUGUCCCAACGAAAUCCAAGCGGAAAAAAGACAUUUUUCAGAGACAAUCUUCAAUCAGUAUAUGUUUACAAGUGAAACACAAACCGAAUGCCACCUCGAAAUUAGUAAUCGUAAAAACAAAUAAGACAAAACAAAAAACACACCUGAGCAAAUCACUGAAACGGAGGUUGUUAAAACAUAAACAAAUGCAAAUAAAUACGUCAAAGAUCCCACAGAAAUAAACAAAAAAAAAGUAGAACAAAACUGAAAACUGAAACUGAUUACAUUCAUACAUGGCGACCAUGUCGCCAACUGCAAAUUGUCAAAUUAUCAUCAGCAUUGAAAUAUAUACAAAACUCAUAAGGACUCACACAGAUGUUCACUCACACGCAUACAUUGAAGUACACGAACUUCCAGUUUAAAAAAUUAUACAUAAAGUAUCUAUUUGACAGUGUAAAAGCUCUCCAUAUAGGACAUACGUUUAGACUUAAGAAGAGAAAAAACUGUUUUGUAAACUUUUUGUUGUUGAUCUUUCUACACUUUAACACAGAGAAGUAAAAAAAAACAAAUGAAUCUAGUACAUAAUCCAUUGUGUAAAUAAUGAGAAUUGUUAUUGCCGAAACAAAAAAUAUGAUGGGAGACAAGUAUCUCGCAGUCUUUUAAACGGAACUAUUUCUUAGCAACGUAAGAGGGUGCAUCAAAAAUCAAAACUGGAACAACAGAAAAAAACAACCGUGGGCGUGGCCUUUUUCGUAGUGUAAACAAGAGUCAUUUAGAAAAAAGCAAAAUAGGUCCGAACAAUGAGCCCCCACCCUCCUUCCCUUUCAUUAUAUAACUGUUUCUCUUUCUCGUGCACACAGACUCACACUCACACUGACUCAUUCACUCACUUUUUGACAGUAGAACGUUACCAUGGCAACCGUUACCAACCCGGAAAACAACUGCAACUCUACAUAGAUGACUUUUAAUCUUUCCAGUAUUAUAGAGAAAAUUGUCAAACAAAAACAAGUGUCAAACGGAUACCGUUUUCUUCGGAGUAGGCAAUCGUUCCUUCCUUGAGAAACUCUUUCGCUCUUUCUCACAAAUACACUCUCGAAGUAGAAUAGAUAAAAGCAAGUUUAUCCCACACACACACACAUACACUCUUUCGCAAAUAAAACAUAAAUAAAAAUGGAGAGAAAUGAAGUAAGAAACAUGGUUGUACCUAGAAACUAAGUGUUGAUCGAUGUCCUAAUUCUAAUAAAACCAUAUUAUUACCUACUCAUAAGAAGUAACCCACUCCGUACUCAGAGAGCGAGAAUGAAGGAUUGAAAAAAAAAACGAAAGAGCAACAGAGGCUAACAACUGUGCCAGUGUGAAAUGGUAUUUGUUGCAUAUAUUUAUUGACACUAAGUAAACAAACAAUCUGCUCAGUUUUAUUCUCUUAUUGUGGUGUUGGCGUGCGCCUAUUGUUUACCGUCACCGAAUGUAACGCACAUAAAGCAUGGCUCAAAAAUCGAUGGCAAUAACUCGCUCACUCAAUCCGACAUCUCAAAGCCACGAGCAUAUUUUGACGAAUCUCUCUAUUGUUUUUAAGUAACGAACUCUCCUUCUAACUAUCGAACGGACAAACGAAGCGCCAAAAGCCGAAUCGAAACACCCAAUUGUCAAGAAGAGUGUGAUCGCAGCAAGCAGCUUUUCUAUUGAUUGUGAUAUUAGUUGCUCGGAAACGACGAGUGAAAAUAGGAAACGAUAAUCGGAAAUCAAGCAAACCGUAGCGAAACUCUUUACUGUCUUCUAUUAUUAAUUGUAGUGGAAACUGAAAAAGAAAACUGGAAAUGCUCAAAAUAGUCUGUUUUUCAAAUACUGUACUUUUUUAUUAACUUCACGUAGCUGCUCUACUACUCUCGUCUACAAUUAUACUUAGCUGAGACUCGGUACACUGAACCGAAACAUCCGCCUGUCAUCGGAUGACAAUUUGUUGAAAUAUGACAACUGUCACAAUGACAGCGGUUUGUUUGGGUUCCGUGUCCCAACAGCAAACAAUAAUCAUAGCAACCAAAUGAGUGAAACGCUGAACACAAAUCUCAAAACCGAAUCACGUGAGCCAACUUUGAUGGCUCACUAACAGGCAAGUUCACGCUCAAACCACCACCAUACUCUGUGUUGUGAUUUGUAUCUAUAAGUACAUCUACUCGGACAAUUCAAAGAGAGAAAACAAAAACACUCGAGUGACAAACGAUGGGCA